Messenger RNA from Exophiala xenobiotica, 804 nucleotides. RefSeq lists its product as uncharacterized. NCBI's taxonomy places the organism in Eukaryota, Fungi, Ascomycota, Eurotiomycetes, Chaetothyriales, Herpotrichiellaceae. The coding region runs from base 1 to 804 and encodes 267 amino acids. The transcript has 2 exons. The record is from RefSeq and is a predicted model, not a curated record.
AUGGCUUCAACCAAGGCUGCAACUGCCCACAAGGGGGCUCAGGCGAAAAUGUCUCAAGACGAAUUCCUUUCCAAGUGCAUCAAGCAUGCCAAAGAAAAGCUCAAUGUCAACUGGGUUGCCUUUGCUGCAGAGACUGGAAUGAGUGCUGACGGCGCGCGCAACAAAUUCCGUGGAAUCAUGAAGCAGUUUGAGGGCGAGGGAGCCAAUUGGGCGAGCAACGACGCUGAGGGUAAUCCUGUCACUACUCCGACCAAAAAGGCUUCUGCCGCUGGCGCCAAACGCAAGGCCCCAGCGAAGAAAAACAAGAAGGAGGAAGUUGCCACUACCGGAGAUGAUGGCGACGCUGAAGACACUACGGUUGCCGAGGCACCAAAGAAGAAGAGUCGUGGCACUCCAGCGAAGAAAGACAAACAGGAGCCAACUGCGACUACCGCUGACGACGGCGAUGCUGAGGAUACCACCGGUGACGAGAGCCCAAAGACAAAGAAGAAGCCUCGUGCCACCCCCUCCAAGACCAAGGCUGCCGCCGAGAAGAUCAAGCCUGCUGCUGAUGAUGACACUGACGACACCCCUGCUCCCGAAACACCAAAGAAAAAGGCUCGUGCCACUCCACGCACUCCACGCAAGACCAAAGCUUCUGCCGAGAAGACCGAGGGUGCUGCGGCAAAGAAGGGUGCUAAGAAGGCUGCAGCCAAGACCAAGGUUGACGACGAGAAGGCUAAGGUUGAGGAGGAUGAGGCCAAACCUGAUGAGCAGAGUGAUACCGAGAAGGAAGAGGAUGCCGCUGACGAAGAUGACGAAUAA